This is a messenger RNA of Aspergillus affinis, 417 nucleotides long. Its product is annotated as GFA family protein. The transcript is spliced from 4 exons. The record is from RefSeq and is a predicted model, not a curated record. Gene Ontology annotation, molecular function: carbon-sulfur lyase activity. Lineage: Eukaryota; Fungi; Ascomycota; Eurotiomycetes; Eurotiales; Aspergillaceae. Bases 1 to 417 code for a protein of 138 amino acids.
AUGGUUCUCACUGGAAGCUGCAUGUGUGGUGCCAUUCGGUACCAGGCUGAUGUCAAUAAGCCUGAUGUCAAAGCCGUUUGCCAUUGCCGCAACUGCCAGAGAUGGACUGGAGGAUCAUCCACCACCAAUGUGAUCAUUCCUCGGGAAUCGUUCAAACUGGUCAAAGGUGAACCUAAAACAUACCCUUACACUGCGGACUCCACCAAGACCUAUCAUACGUUCUUCUGUGGUACCUGUGGAUCUGGCAUCUACGGCGAGCCUGAUCUAAUGCCUGACAAGCUCUCGAUUAAGGCAGGUUCUCUGGACGAUCCUGAUUUGGGAGGGGAAAUCGAUUAUGAAGUGUAUACUAAGCGUCGCGUCGCCUAUCUGAAGCCUUUGGAGGGUGUCAAGCAGCUCGAUGGCAUGCUUAUGCCCUAG